This is a messenger RNA of Dicentrarchus labrax (European seabass), 2205 nucleotides long. Its product is annotated as serine/threonine/tyrosine-interacting-like protein 2. The coding region runs from base 211 to 1512 and encodes 433 amino acids. Lineage: Eukaryota; Metazoa; Chordata; Actinopteri; Moronidae. The record is from RefSeq and is a predicted model, not a curated record. Gene Ontology annotation, cellular component: cytoplasm. Gene Ontology annotation, biological process: negative regulation of MAPK cascade; protein dephosphorylation. The transcript is spliced from 7 exons. Gene Ontology annotation, molecular function: MAP kinase phosphatase activity; protein tyrosine/serine/threonine phosphatase activity.
AGAGCGAGCUGCACCAACAAGGUUACAGUUGACUGUAGUUCCUUUCCAAAUGCCUCCAGGGAGAAAAAACUAGCACGAGAGCAGCAAUAACUGCUCAAAUUUUCCAUCCAAGAACAUCAAGUAUUUGGGAAAAUUAUCUGUUAUCUGCAUGUUGAGUUGAAUAUAAUUUGUGAUAAUUACACAGCAACACUUAAGUGAAAAGAUGCAAAUAUGAGCCCAGAGGAGGAGCCAGAGUAUCAAACACCUCCCACCUGCGAUCUGCUCGGCCUUCUGCUGAAGAACAGACGCCCCACUGGAGCUGUCAACGAGGUUUGGCCCAACCUCUACAUUGGAGACGCUGCUACAGCUCAGCAUAAAAGCCUGUUAGUGAAUCUGGGAAUAACACACGUGGUGAAUGCUGCAGAUGGCCCCCAGCACAUUGACACUGGGCCUCUUUUCUACAAAGACACCAACAUACAGUAUCAUGGAGUAGAAGCACCAGACUGUAAAGAUUUUGACUUGAGCCCAUUCUUCGCUGAAACGGCUGAUUUUAUUCACGGUGCUCUGACUCGGAAAGGUAAGGUGCUCGUCCACUGUGCUCGAGGAAUCAGCCGCUCAGCGACUCUGGCACUGGCCUUCCUCAUGAUCAAAGAAAGACUUACCCUCGUAGAGGCGGUGGAGGCUGUUCGCAGGCACAGAAACAUUCUUCCAAAUGUUGGAUUUCUGAAUCAACUCUGUCACUUGGACUCUUCCUUGGCCCUCCAGAGGAAAAAAACCUUACCGUGUUCUGCCUUUAAGGACUGCUUCACAACAAGCUGCCAGAAUGAUGAAAACAAAAUUUCCAAGCGGGAAGACGAAGGACUUCAACCCCUCGCUAAUAAAUCAUGUGUGAAAGGAAGCCACAGUGAGAAAAUGGCUUCUCACAAGUCAAAGACUGGCACCAAGAUAAAUGUUAUAAAGGCAGCAGAGGAAUCCAGUCCUGUGGAUGAAUAUGUCACACCUGGGGGCUAUGAGCUGGAGAAAAUCCUCAACCGUGGGAGUGUGGCUUACACUCAUGUCAAUGAGGUCUGGCCUAAUGUCUACAUCGGGGACGAGCAGACUGCAAAGGACAAGCAUAAUCUGAAGAGGUUGGGGAUUACACACAUCUUGAAUGCAGCAGAGGGGACGUGGAACAAUGUGGACACUGGAGCCGGUUACUACAGCGACAUGGACGUCGUCUACUACGGCGUGGUAGCAGAAGACGUCACAACCUUCGACCUGAGCCAGUAUUUCUUCUCCGCCGCCCGGUUUAUAGAAGAAACACUGAGCAAUCCUCAGAAUAAACUGCUGGUGCACUGUGUGAUGGGAAGGAGUCGGUCGGCCACGCUCUUCCUCGCCUACCUCAUGAUCUGUGAGAACAUGACGGUGGUCGACGCCAUCGAGCACGUGAAAAAACGUAGGCGGAUCAUCCCCAACUGGGGCUUCCUGAAACAGCUGAGAGAGCUGGACAUGCACCUCCUGGAGAAAAGGGGAGAGUCUACAGAGCAGAGCUGAUUGUAGGACUCGUGAGGCAAGUUGAGCCUCAAGUCAUUGGAGACAAGUUCAAGUUGGAUUUCAAGUCAUUUAAGACCAAGUCCAAGUGAAAUCAAGUCACUGGGGACAAAUAAAGAUAUAUGGUCAGUCAAAACAAGUCCAAGUCAAGUCUUAAGUCUAUCACAACAUUCACAACAAGUCUUGUGAGACAAGUCCAAGAGAAGUCUUCAAUACAAUUCCUAUACAAGUCCAAUUUAGGUUUUUAGGCCAAUUUAGGUCAUUUGAAACCAAGUCCAAGUUACGUCUCAAGUCAUUUGGGACAAAUCAAGUUUCAGGUCUACCACGGCAAGUCUCAAGUCAAGUUUCAAGUGAUAAAAAAGAAACAGUCCAAGUCAAGUCUCAAGUAAUGUGAGACAAACUCAAGUUAAGUCUCAAGUCAUUCUAAACCACUCAUAGCCAAGUCUCACGUCUAAAUCAGCAAACUGCAAGUCAAGAUCAAAGUGUUUUCAGGUGUCUGAAUGUUGGGUUAGGGUUAGUUAAUGACAAGGUAUUUAAACAUUUCAUAACAACUGAGACCAAUUCCUUUUAAUGCAUAAGGCCUAAUCAUUAAAUAUUCACUGUGUGUGGCCAUGUAAAGCCUGCCUGUUGUCCCAUUUGCUUUAUUUUGUUUCACGUCGAGUUCUGGAGGGGUAAAUAAAGUCUCAGAGCAGUCAA